UAUAUUUAAUACAAAGAAAGCGAUAAAAUCCAUAGUCCUGUCGAACAACUUUGCUCUGUUUAUCAAUGGGAGAACCUCAAGAAAAGCAGCUCAACAUAUCUUUUCAUGUAGUUGAAGAGGAAGGUAGCAAAGAACCAGAUUAUAUGGCGAAUAAUUUGACUUUGUGGCGUGCAAAAUACAAGAGGUGGCUCGAUAUAGGGUUCAACGCGUUUCUAGUCCUAGCUUCCUUAUCAACUGCUACACUUCUCGGCGAACUUUACUACAAAGAAGGUGGAAAAAGCACAUGGUUGAAUUCAUUGGUCCAAACUGUUGGAUUUCCGGUACUUCUCCCUAUUCUCUUCUUGAAAAAAAGACAAGAAAAUCCAGGCUCCCAAAACGAUGAUAAUAAUUAUACUCCAUCUGUUUGGAUAUUUUUAUCUGUUUAUGUUUUUCUUGGCUUUCUAUUGGGUGGAAGUGGCAUGCUGCUAGCUGUGGGCUUAUUACACCUCCCAGUUUCAACAUUUUCCUUAAUUUCCGCUAGCCAAUUAGGGUUCAAUGCAGUAUUCUCAUAUUUCCUCAAUUCCCAAAAAAUAACAACUUAUAUAGCCAAUUCUAUUAUCCUACUCACCAUCUCCUCAAUUCUUCUUGUGUUUCAACCUGACGAUUCGCCUUCAGGCAAAGGUGGAUCGUCAAAAGGGAAGAAUUACGUAUUAAUCGGGUUUGUGUGCACCCUGUUCGGUUCAGCAGGCUACGCGUUACUGUUAUCUUCCACUGAGCGAAUUUUCAGAAAGGUUAUGAAAAAACGCACCAUGAAACAAGUGAUGAACGUCGUUAUUUGGCAAUCGUUUUUCGCCACGUGUGCGAUUUUGAUUGGCCUUUUCGCUAGUGGUGAAUGGAGAUGGGUGAAAACAGAGAUGCAAGAGUACAAGCUAGGGAAAGUGUCAUAUGUUAUGACAUUAGUGUGGAAUGCUUUGUGUUGGCAGAUUUACACAAUUGGUGUACUAAGUUUAAUUAUGAAGGUAUCUGCAUUAUUUGCUAACGUGAUUACUACAGUGUGUGUGCCUCUAGUUCCAGCUCUUGCUGUGAUUAUUUUCCAUGACAAGAUGAGUGGGGUGAAAGCUGUGUCUAUGAUUUUGGCUAUUUGGGGAUUUUUAUCCUAUGGUUAUCAGCAAUAUCUUGAUGAAGUUAAGCUCAAAGCUGAUUUGUCAAAGGAAAAAGAAGAAUCUGAAGUGUCACUUGUUGAAAGAGGAUUGAGUCAUAGAGCUUAAUAUUAAUUGUAGAAAAGAUUAAUGGUAUUGUUUUUUCAUUU
Lycium ferocissimum is the source of this 1288-nucleotide messenger RNA. RefSeq names its product probable purine permease 6. The coding region runs from base 66 to 1247 and encodes 393 amino acids. Gene Ontology annotation, cellular component: membrane. NCBI's taxonomy places the organism in Eukaryota, Viridiplantae, Streptophyta, Magnoliopsida, Solanales, Solanaceae. The transcript has 2 exons. Gene Ontology annotation, molecular function: purine nucleoside transmembrane transporter activity. The record is from RefSeq and is a predicted model, not a curated record.